AUGGCCCGUGUGGCGGUGAUGCGUCUUCUCGAACAAGGAACACCCGCCGAUAAUGUCCUUAAAGCGGCGGAAAUGUUGGACAAGAGUUGUCUUGCCAUGUGCGAAGGUCAGUUCACUGACCUGAGUUUCCAGGACCGAAUGCUAGUUACCAUGGGCGAGUACGACGAAAUGAUUGCCCGGAAGACCGGAGCCCUGACCGGGUUCGCCGCAGCAGGAGGGGCGUUGGCUGCUGGGGUCGAUGACGCCGUACAAACCAGGAUGCGCGAGUUGGGCGUGAAACUGGGCAUGGCCUGGCAAAUAUCCAGGGACAUUGCAGACUUUUGGGGGAAAGGCGGCGACGGCGCCACCGCCAGCAACGCCCUCAACAAGAAAAAAGAGCUUGCCCCUUAUCUACACACUGGAGAACUGCAGCACUUCGGCCAAGCGCGAGAUAGGAACAGCUUACAUGAAACGGGUCCUGGAGGGCGGAGACCUCACCAGAGUCAUCGAAAUCAUGGAUGA
This is a messenger RNA of Geodia barretti, 501 nucleotides long. The record is from the annotation of a GenBank genome assembly. Lineage: Eukaryota; Metazoa; Porifera; Demospongiae; Tetractinellida; Geodiidae.